Scheffersomyces stipitis CBS 6054 is the source of this 1867-nucleotide messenger RNA. It is a transcript of the gene RTA1, whose product is annotated as RTA1 domain-containing protein. Lineage: Eukaryota; Fungi; Ascomycota; Pichiomycetes; Serinales; Debaryomycetaceae. Bases 168 to 1691 code for a protein of 507 amino acids. The record is from RefSeq and is a predicted model, not a curated record. The transcript has a single exon. Gene Ontology annotation, cellular component: plasma membrane; fungal-type vacuole.
ACCCUAUCUUGCAACAACACCUGUAUCCAACUAGAUAACUAGAGGCUACUGAAGACACCAUCCUUAUUUUGUCAUUUAGCAUAUUCUCAGAUCGACUCGAUUUUCAAUACUGCUAAUACUUUUUCACUUCGAAUUUCUUCCCAUAGAUUUAUCCUACACACCUCGGAAUGUCACAAUUCUUCCCCGAUGGACUUCUCACGAGUCUUCCAACGAAGACGACGCUUCUAUCCGUAAACCCGACCAAAAGCGCAGCCUUAUUGAGCAAACUCACAUCAGCUACUGCAGCCAUUGCUACCAAGCACGGAAAGGGAGGCGUGCAAGCCACCCGUGCACUUAUAGGAGCUCAAGCUUCUUUGGCUAUCAUCAGUGCUGAAGGAGUUAUUGCUACAGCUACCGACCUGUCUGUAUUGGCAGAAGCUACUGAUGCUAUUUUCAGAGCUACAGUUAACUUACAAGAACUUGCAUGGGACAUGAAUGUCUACGAUAUCAGGCGGUUGGAUCGUGGAGGUAACAUUUUUUACUUGGUGAUCUUUGCUUUGACAGCUUUUUUUACCUGUUUCAUGUGCAUUAAGUCAAGAUACCAUUGGUACAAUGUUGCUUUCUCCGGAGGGUUGUUAUUGGAAUUUAUUGGGUUCCUCGGUAGAGUCUUGUCGUUUACUGAUAUGACAGACAGCAACUUUUUCAUCAUGCAAUUGGUCUGUUUAACAAUUGCUCCAGCAUUUCUUAUGGGUGGAAUUUACUUUUUGUUUGCUCAAUUGGUAGCUAUCCACGGCCGUAAAUUUUCACUUCUUAAGCCCAUGUGGUAUUCUUAUUUGUUUAUUGGCUGUGAUAUUUUGUCGUUAGUAAUCCAGUCAGCGGGCGGUGCCCAAGCUUCCUAUGCUAGUAACAAUGGUACCGAUGCAACACCAGGUACCAGAGUUAUGAUUGCCGGUAUCGGAUUUCAAGUAGCUGCCAUGUCCGUGUUCAUGGUAUUCUGGGGUUUCUUCCUUGUUAGAUUGUAUUUCAAGAGAGACCAUCGUCACAACGAUGUCGAAGAGGUCGAUGAAAAGACUGCCGAAGUUGAGCCUGUGCUCCACAAGAAGUCGUUCAAGAACUUUUUAAUUUUGCAUUUGAAUGGCAAGAAAGCUCAACAAUUCAAGAGUUCUUACUUGGAGCAAUUUUAUAACCCCAGAUACGCUGAAAUCAGACAAAGAAAACUCUACAAUUGGUUCCCCUUGGUUAUAUCCGCGUCUGUUAUCGUGAUCUACAUCAGAUGUGUUUACAGAGUGGUUGAGUUGGCCCAAGGGUUCAGUGGAUACUUGAUUACUCACGAAGUCUACCUCUUUGUCCUUGACGCCAUGAUGAUUUCUAUCGUCGCUUUGUUGUUCAUGGUGUUCCACCCAUACUUUGUAUUGGGACCUGAAGUUACAGUGACCGUCAAGUCGAUCAAGAAUAACGAGGAUGAAGAGCCACAUCAGGACUCAUCUGAAGUCGAAGAAGAAGGAGUAGGAGUAGGAGAAGGAGAAGGAGAAGUCACCGAGCCUAAAAUUCAAGACCAGGAGGGGACCGUGACCGUAACGGUAAGCAACGAAGCCCUCAACGAUAAACAAGGGACACGAGAAGAAACUGCAACACGAGAAGAUACCCAAGAAGGUAGCUACUCAGAACAGUCCUUAGAGAAUCCAUUUCAGAAACCCACAGAAAACUGGUAAAUAGAAGGGCGCUUUAGUAGUUGUGUCAUUGACAUUUGACGGUAUCUACUGUUUUCCUAUAACUAUUCGCUAGAAGGUAUUUACUGACUACUAUGGUGUGCUAUGGAACAUCCUAAACCACCUACUCUUUGUUUUUUACUAGUACUUUCAAAUUAAAUAUACACUACAAAUCCGAA